AUGUCGUCCGACGACGAGCAGGGGUUGGGCGAUUUGUUUGCCGCCGGCGACGAGGAGGCGGAGGUGGAGUGCCCCAUCGAGGAGAUUGUCGUGGACCGCGUGCGGCUGAGUCGCGAGGGCGCGACGAACGCGGGCUUCGCGAUACGCCUGGAGUGCUUUGACCGCGAGUCGCCCGCGGAGGCGGAGGACGGCGCGGGGCGGCGUCUUCUCCCGCUGCACGUGUACGUCCGCCACAAGCGGCACAGUCUGUGGGGUCACAAGCUGUGGAAUGCCGCGAAGUACCUGGUGAAGCGGAUGGACGGUGGCAUGAUUGACGUGCGCGGGAAGGCGGUGCUGGAGCUCGGCGCCGGGCUGGGAGUUCCGUCGCUCGCCGCCUUCCGCAACGGCGCCCGCUGCGUGGUGGUGACCGACUACCCGGACCCCGACCUCCUCGAGAUCCUCGACAUGAACGUGCAGGCAAACUGCACCGCGGACCUGCUUGACGCCGACGCCGCGGCGUUUCUCGUGCGGGAGGCGGAGCGGCUGAAGCUGGCGCGGGCGCCGGACGCGGGCGACGAGAGGGCGCUGUCCGAGGCGGAACGCCAAGGCGCGCUGCGCACGCGCUGCGUGGUGGAGCCGCUGCUCUGGGGCAAGGAGGAGCACAUUCGUAAGGUGCUCUCGUACACCGGCGGCGGCGGUUUUGAGGUUGUGCUGCUCUCUGACAUUCUUUUUAAUCACGUCUGCAACGACGACCUGGCGGACACGCUUGUGCGCGUCCUGCAGCGCAGCCGGCACGCCGCCGCGUACUGCGUCUUCUCCCACCACCGCGCGCACAAGCAGGUGGAGGACCUGGAGUUCUUCGACAAGUGCGUGGCGCGUGGGCUGCGCUGCGAGCAGGUGGACGAGGAGAGCUACCCCAUGAUGUUCCCCGACGACCGCGGCCCGGUGGAAAUCCGGCAGCCGGUCAAGGCGUACAAAAUUGUGCGCCGCUUCGACGACGCGGGGGCGGCGCUGGACCCCGGGAACGACGCCUUCGACGUCGUCAUUCAAGGGACGGGGAUGGUGCAGUCGAUGGUGUCCGCUGCGCUCGCCCGCAGCGGCGUCCGUGUGCUGCACUGCGACGGCGAGGACGACUACGGCGGCGCCUUCAAGACCAUGACGGUGGAGCGGAUGCGCGCGUACCUUGCGGGUGCCCCCGCGGCACCGCUUGAGGUCGCAGGCGACAGCCGCGGCGAGGAACACCCCCCGCGCCGCCGCGGGGUCAUUGCGGUGGACCGCAUGGACGAGCUCGAGCCGUGCGAGCGACACCGCUACCUGCUGGACCUGCUUCCAACCCACUACCUCUCCAACGGGGAGACGGUGCGGCAGCUUAUUUCCUCUGACAUGGCGCGCCACAUGGAAUUUCAGCGCCUCAGCGGUUUCUUUUUUAUGCUCCCCUCGGGCGAGGGCAAGGUGCGACUGCAAGGCGUCCCGCUCACACGCGCGCAGGUGUUUGCGGCCACGCAUGUGGGCCUGCUACAGAAACGCCGGCUGAUGAAGUUUGUCAAGGACGUGGAGGCGUCGCUCGCCGAGCAGCUGCAUGCUCGUACGGCGGACGUCGGAGAUGACCCGCUUUCGCAGGUGGCCCUGGAGCGAGCCCGCGUUGCCGCCGAGGAGGCGAAACGCCUCUUCGCACAGGAGGCCGCCGCACACCCCGAUGAAACGUUAAGUAUGAUGAUUGAGCGCAAGUACGGCAUCAGCGGGGUCGCGCUUGACACCGUGACGCUCAUGCGACAACUUGAUGCCGCACCCGGGGAUCUGCUGCACUCUUUGGAGUUGGUGCGGCAUGUGCUUACAUCCAUCGGGAGCUUUGGUGGCAAGACCCCUUUCCUGCAGCCCGCCUACGGCAGCAGUGAGAUGCCGCAGAACAUGUGCCGCAUUGCCGCUGUGUGGGAUGCCACUUUUGUGCUGCGGCGUAGUUUACUUCCGCCCUGUCGUGGUGGUCUCCGUCGGCAGGAAACGGGCGCCGUGGAUAGCGCCACACCGUCGAUUGAGAUGAGUAACCGUCAGCGCGUAAAGGCAAAGGUGGUGGUGGUGCCCCGCACCCUGGCGCGUGCGUUUGCGGCCUCAUCUUCCUCCGCCUCUCCCCCGGCUCCUGCCCCGGCAUCCACAGGGAAGGAUGGCGCCGACAAGAGCCAUCCCGAGCAUCAUGGCAGCAAUGAGGUGCGGUUCUCUCGGGUUAUUGUGGUGGCGAAGACGCCGCUUGUGUCGUGGGACGCGCUGCGUGCCGCCGGCUGCGCGGGCGAGGCGAAGGCGGAGGCGGAGGACGACGACAAAGGGGAGGAGGCCUUUCCGCCGCUCUUCCUUGCCCUCUGCGAGGUGCGACCUGGGGUGGUGGUGCACGUCCAGCAGGUGAGCGCCGCCGCGGAGCAGGCCCCAGGCGAUGGCGGCUCCGUCGUUGUACACUUCACCGCCAAUGCGUGGGAGAUGGACGCGGAGGAAUUGCGCCAGUUCGUUGCGGGCACCUUUGUGCGGCGCGAUGGCGAGCCGAACAUUGCCGACGCCCCGCAGUUGGCGGAGGCCGCGGUGCUCUUCCUUGCCUCCUUUACUGUUGGGGAGGCGGAGGAGGCGCUGCACGGUCUCCUGCACCCCGCCGCAGAGGAGGGCGCAGACGCUAGCGAGACCCGCAAGGCCCAUCCGUACGCCGUGGAGGAGCACCGCAGGCGCCUGCGGCAGCAGCGGCAGCAGCAGCGGCAGAUGUGUGGCGGGGAGCCGGCGAGCGGCGACGCCGCCCCUCGCGUGGUGCCUGUGCCGACGCUCUUCGAGAAUCUUAUCGACGACGGCGCCUAUCUGCGGGCUGCGCGGCGGGCGUACGACGAGGUGGUGAAGGCUCUGCAGCUGCAGGAGGGCGGCGGCAGGGAGUGCGUAUUUUUUGAACGCCUGCCACCUGUUCCCGGGCUGGAGGCGUGA
Molecule: messenger RNA, 2928 nt
Organism: Trypanosoma conorhini
Lineage: Eukaryota; Euglenozoa; Kinetoplastea; Trypanosomatida; Trypanosomatidae
Product: putative RAB GDP dissociation inhibitor alpha
Exons: 1
Coding region: 1-2928 (975 amino acids)
Biological process (GO): small GTPase-mediated signal transduction; vesicle-mediated transport; protein geranylgeranylation
Cellular component (GO): Rab-protein geranylgeranyltransferase complex; cytosol; nucleus
Molecular function (GO): GDP-dissociation inhibitor activity
Source: RefSeq, a predicted model, not a curated record